AUGGCGUCUCUCAACGGGUUGCCAAACGAACUACUUGUCGAAGUCUUCUCACGCUUAGGGGGCAUCGACGAUGUGAUCAACUUAUCUCAGAGCUUUCCUGGCGCCCAACAAGUCAUAAACACUCGUGGUUUCUACCUAUCCAUCAUGCGAGCUGUAAUUCUCUCCUCACACACUCAUCGCUUCGAUGUUCAGCUGUGUAGGCUUCUAGCGCUACAAAAGGAUCUACCGAAUAGCUUGUCUGCGACUCAGCCCUGCAUCUAUAUCACUCGGGACGCCCCCCUGGCCGUAGCUACCUUUCGAGACGCCAACGAGCUUCGGCUACGCGACAGUAUCCUGGAAGCUGUCCACGGAAUCUCUGAUGAUCAAAUAGACGAUAUCGUUGCUCGCUAUAAGGGACUUCGCACCCUCCAAAGUCUCUAUCUGCUCACCCCUCCAACAGCACCUUUCCUCGAUCCCAACCUCCAAGACAAUGAGCUUCUACGCAGCUCAGAUGCUGUACAAGCACGGAACCCAGAACCUGCCGAUGCGGACCUGUUAUCAAAUGCCUCUCAACGCCUUGGUUACACAAGAGUACUAGACUCUGCGCAGCGUGGGCGCUUUCACGCCGCAGUCACUCACUACUGGAUCUUGCACAUUGUACGAUGGACACAGUGUCACUUCGGCUACCUUUAUCCAUCAAUGGGCAGUAAUCUCCGUUACGACAUCUUAACCUUUCUCGGCCUACAGUGCACAUCACCAUUGCUCGAUACCUUCGACCUCCUCGAGGUUUACAGCUUCCUAUACAAACACCUUCUGCCACGUCAUGCUCGUACCUUGGCAGAUCAGGAUACAUCCAUGACAUAUCUUUCACAUACUUCAGGUUCUUAUCCUGAUGACGGCCAAAGGCUAUUUCCAACUGCUUUACCAUCACUCAACAUUCCGCCAAAUACCCAUUCCCACCUGACAGUCAACCCUACGCUGAGCAGGGCCGGAUACGGCACCGGUGCGGUCAGGCCUCUUGAUACCGUAGGUUCUUUCAAGACUUUCUACCUGGGGGCUUGCGCCGCGCUCAGUCCAGCCGACAUAAUCGAUCUCACCAUUCGGGACUAUCUCAUGCGGCACCCUCCUUACCCACUCCUUACUCCGCCGUCGAGCUCACUUGCAGCCUGGGUGCCCAGCUCCGACUGCAUCAUGGAUCGACAGCAUAGGUGGGUCAGGCUGGGUUCCUUUACCAAUGACCACUCCAUAUAUAGGGGGGUGACACACGACGACCCGCACUUCAUAUUUCUGCAGGAAAGGAUUGUUCUUCUGGCCGCUGAAAGUCUGAAGGGGUAUAAGGGAAAGCUUGAUAGGGUAAAAAUGUGGAACAAUUGGCGUAAAGACGUCAAGGGCUGCGUGUGGUGGUGGGCGGCUUCGGAGGAGAAAGCGAAGAUGAAGGUUCAGAGGUGGAAGGAGAAAGGAUUGUGGCCUCUGGAACACUAAAAGGGGGGAAGGAAUCUGAGGUUCUCUGGGUUUUGCAUGCUUAUAUUCGGCCUUGUGGGGUGUCGAUUUAUUUGGCCUAGGAAGUUGCAUAUACCGCUGCCUGAAGUGGUGGUGCAGUGAGAUUAUGGCUCGUUCAAAAUGGGCGGCUUUGAUCUUCUCAGAUUUCAAAAGCGUGUUGAAGCAUCCUUGAUAGUGGAAAGAGUGUGUAUACAGAUGACUAUUGGAAAGAUUGACGACAGUGACUGUGAUUCAAUAGCGGCACUGCUAGUCAAUAAAAAGCCCCUAGAAGACCUGUGAAAUCGGUGCAUAAUUCCUAUCUGAAGCCUUUAC
Mytilinidion resinicola is the source of this 1791-nucleotide messenger RNA. RefSeq lists its product as uncharacterized. Lineage: Eukaryota; Fungi; Ascomycota; Dothideomycetes; Mytilinidiales; Mytilinidiaceae. The record is from RefSeq and is a predicted model, not a curated record. Bases 1 to 1461 code for a protein of 486 amino acids. The transcript has a single exon.